CAGGAUGAAUGGGUCCCGCUAUUGUUUAGUUUGGGACUCGACAAUUGCGACACAACAACAAACCAUUCGCGACCUCGAGUUCGUUCGCGAACAAACACUUUUCUACAACAACAGAAAACGAGCACACUUUUACCGUCACGGAACUCAUAAAAUCAACUCGAUCGCAGAAGCAAACAUUUACAUUUACCCCGAAAAAAAACAGAACACCAACCUCAAGUCAGACAAAAAUCCGCCAAAAUGCUUCUCGAAGAAGACCCCUCCACCCUAAUCGCCCACACGACCCAAAACUUCAACAUCACGCCCGACCGGCACGCCGUCUCGCGCGUCGCCGAAUCCUUGUCCACGCUGCAACAAGCGCGCGACCUCCGCCUGCGCGAAUCCGAAACCAACCUCAAGAAACUCGCGCGCACCCUUAACACCUUACAGUCCCAACACCAAGAAGUCACUUCCUCGCACAGUUCCGCCGAGCACGCCUCGUUGAUCUCCCGUCUCGACACGCAAAAGUUCCGCGUGGCGAAAAAUGUAUCGGACCUGGAAAUGGAGACGGAACGACUACAGACGCAGUUGGCGGAGUUGCAGGCGCGGUUGCAGGAGUUGGAGUUGCAGGGGGUUGAUGGUGAUGCUGGUGCUUCCACUAGUACAACAACGGGAGAAAAUGGGAACGGCAGUGGGAAUGGGGGCCAGGUCAGGAGCGUGGAGGAUGAGGUGUUGUUGAGGUUGAAGGUGUAUAGGAGUUUGGGAAUCGAGAUUGAGAGGGAGGAACAGGAUGGGGAGUUUACGAGGGCGGUGGUGCGGAAUGAUAGGCGGGGGGAUGUGUGCGUGGUUAAUGUGGACCGGCAUCGGUUUUCGAGGUUCUUUUAUGCCAAUUAUUUUUGGCAGACGCUUUAGGAGCGGUUGCUUGGGGGGUAAUGAGAGGCGAUUUGGGGUGGAAUAUGAUGGGAAGGUUGGGCUAGGAUGAGGUUACGGACGGUUAUGAAAGGGAUAUGAUGCAUGGAUGGAUGGGAUCGGCGUCUGGAGGAGUUUGGGUGGGAAUAAUACCAUGUCAUUAUUUUGUUGUUUUGAAACAGGUCGGAUUUCGUAGCGUGA
Messenger RNA from Neurospora hispaniola, 1086 nucleotides. Its product is annotated as Spc24 subunit of Ndc80-domain-containing protein. The transcript is spliced from 2 exons. Gene Ontology annotation, biological process: chromosome segregation. The record is from RefSeq and is a predicted model, not a curated record. Gene Ontology annotation, cellular component: Ndc80 complex. Gene Ontology annotation, molecular function: microtubule binding. The coding region runs from base 238 to 888 and encodes 216 amino acids. NCBI's taxonomy places the organism in Eukaryota, Fungi, Ascomycota, Sordariomycetes, Sordariales, Sordariaceae.